Messenger RNA from Zootoca vivipara (common lizard), 1531 nucleotides. Its product is annotated as solute carrier family 2, facilitated glucose transporter member 11-like. Gene Ontology annotation, biological process: dehydroascorbic acid transport. Gene Ontology annotation, cellular component: plasma membrane. Lineage: Eukaryota; Metazoa; Chordata; Lepidosauria; Squamata; Lacertidae. Gene Ontology annotation, molecular function: D-glucose transmembrane transporter activity. The record is from RefSeq and is a predicted model, not a curated record.
UCCUUCCCCUCCGAAAGCCGCUUUCUGGUGCAGGAUGGAGGGCCGGUUCUCUGGGCUGAUUCGGCACCGGAAGUUUUACCAAAUGAUCCUCGUGCUGGGGAUCGGUGGCAACCUCCCAAUUGGCUAUCAGAUUUCUGUGAUCAACUAUCCCUCCAUGUACAUCAAAAAGUUCAUGAAUGAGACCUGGCUUGAGCGCUCUGGCUCCCCGCUGCCUGAAGGUGCCCUCUUGUUCCUGUGGUCAUUCAUUGUGUCUAUCUAUGGUGUGGGAGGAUUGCUGGGCUGCCUCUGCAGUGCCUACCUGACUGUAAAAUAUGGCAAGAAGAGGACCAUGCUGGGGACUGACGUGCUCAUCCUUGCGACGGCUCUGCUCGUGGCUUUCAGCAAGAGAGCCAAGUCCUUCGAGAUGAUCCUGAUCGGACGGUUCCUCUUUGGCGUGAGUGCCGGCUUCUGCUUGACCAUCCACACCCAGUAUGCUGGAGAAGUUUCGCCCAAAAGGCUCCGAGGCUUUGCAAACGCCACGUCCGCCUUCUUUUGGUCCUUGGGGAAAUCCUUGGGCCAAAUCCUGGGGCUCAGGGAGUGCCUGGGCACAGAGUCCUCCUGGCCUUCGCUCCUGGCCUUCAUUGGGGCCACAGCCUUCCUCCAGCUGCUAACUCUGCCCUUCUUCCCCGAAUCACCUCCGUACCUCUUGAUCCAGAAGGGAAACGAAGGCGCCUGUGUGAGGGCCAUGCAGCAGCUCUGGGGCCAAGAAGAUCACCAGCAGGAGCUCAGUGACCUGAAGCAGGAAGCGGAAAACAGCACCAAAGUCCUGAGUGCGAGAGAGCUGCUCAGAGACCAGUCCCUGCGCCGGCAGCUACAGAUCCUCAUGGCGGUUGUCAUCACCCUCCAGCUCUGCGGCAUCAAUGCAGUCUAUUUCUACACUUUCGAAGUCUUCCGCACAGCCGGUUUUGGAGAGGCCCUCCUCCCUUACGUCUCGCUGGGCGUGGGCUUCUGUGAGCUCCUCUCCUCCUUCCUUUGUAUUCUGACAAUUGAGAGAUUUGGACGGCGGACCCUCCUGUGGCAGGGCUGUGGCAUGAUGGCACUUGUCCUCUUUCUCCUCACAAUUACUCUCUCAGUACAGAACAAAUUCCACUGGGCGUCGUACUGCAGUGUCACUCUGGUUUUCCUCUUUGUUUUCUUCUUUGGAAUCGGACCAAAUGGAGCCUCCAUGUCUGUCAUGAUGGAAAUCUUCAGCCAGUCUUCCAGACCAGCGGCUUUCCUGAUUGGUGGCUGCCUGAAUUGGGCCGGCCUCUUUGUCAUUGGAAUCACCUUCCCAUUUGCUGUGGAUGCUCUGGGCCCUUUCUGUUUCCUCCUCUUCAUGGCUGUCCUUGUGGGGUCAGGAAUCUUCUUCUACCUGUUCCUCCCAGAGACGAAAGGGAAGUCCAUUGUGGAAAUCACAGAGGAAUUCAGCAACCCAUCACCUUUUCAGAAGAGACUAACUUCUGCCCUUCGGACAGGCUUCCGGGAUGACCUCUCUGCCUACACCAGCUUCUGA